Messenger RNA from Microthlaspi erraticum, 666 nucleotides. The record is from the annotation of a GenBank genome assembly. Lineage: Eukaryota; Viridiplantae; Streptophyta; Magnoliopsida; Brassicales; Brassicaceae.
AUGAAGCUUAAGAAAGUGGCUGAGGAGAGACUUCCCACGCUGAAAAUGUAUUCUGACAAGGCGCAGAGUCUGCCAAACACGAACUUCUCGGAUUCACUGAGGCGUCAAACAUACUGCGAGUUGAAAUCAAGAUCCGCGGAUGCUGCUUUACCUCCAGUAGAUGAAGUUUUCAAGAAGAUUAUGGAGCAAGAUCAAGAACUCACUUGCAACAAUAAAUCCAUAAUGGACGCGGUUCGUGGAAGCUUUGAAGUGAAGGAGAAUCCAAAGUUGAAAAAGAGUUGUAAGAGAUAUUUACGAGAUAAGCCGUCAGUUUCAGAUGAUGAGGACAACCGUAUGAUUACUUAUAAUGCCGAUGAGAACAAAGUUGACACAGUUGGAGAAGCAAAUCCGAUUCAAGAUUUUGAAGCCAUGAUAUCUCGUAGAGAUCACAGUGACUGGAUCGAUAAAGCAAUCAGCUGUGUCUUGGAACAGGAGCCAAAGCAAUUCAAUGAGUUCUUGAAUCAUCUAUACGAGCUAUGCCAAGAAAGAAACUUAUCCCAUUUUCUGAGACAUUUCACGUUGAAGAAAAUCACUCUGAUUCCCAAAUCUGAAGCAGCAGACAGUGAUGUUGCGGACGAGGACGCUGGAGAUUUUGCCGUCAAACAAGAGCCAAAGCUCGAGAGCUAA